GGGCCUGCAGAGAUGCAUCUCUUUUUCUCUAAAAGUAGAACUGUGACAGCUGUCCUCAGACAUACACUCAGAGAAAGCAGUUACAAUGGAAGAAGCUAUUUUAUUAAACGUGGAAGGCGUGAAGAAGAAAAUUCAGCAUGGAGGAACUGGCGAGCUACCAAACUUUAUCACAGGAGCAAAGGUGACUUUCCAUUUUCUUACUUUGAAAUGUGAUGAUGAUCGUACUGUCAUUGAUGACAGCAAGAAAGUUGGUGUCCCGAUGGAAAUUAUUGUUGGCAACAUGUUUAAACUGGAAGUUUGGGAGAUACUGCUCACGUCUAUGAGGAUUGGAGAAGUGGCUGAAUUCUGGUGUGAUGUCAUACACACCGGGCUAUACCCGCUUGUUUCCAAAAGCCUGCGGCGGAUCGCAGAAGGAAAGGACCCAACAGACUGGCACAUGCACACCUGUGGAUUGGCAAACAUGUUUGCGUAUCACUCCCUAGGCUAUGAGGACUUAGAUGAACUUCAAAAGGAUCCCCAGCCUCUUAUAUUUGUGAUAGAACUACUAAAGGUGGAAUCUCCUAGUAUGUACAAGCGAGAGACAUGGGCUCUUAGUAAGGAGGAGAAGCUGAAAGCAGUCCCUGUGCUACACGGAGAAGGCAACAGGCUUUUCAAACUAGGCCGCUAUGAAGAAGCAACCAACAAAUACAGAGAAGCUGUCAUAUGUCUGAAAAACAUCCAGACAAAGGAGAAACCCUGGGAAGUCCCUUGGAUGAAACUGGAAAAGAUGAUCAACACUUUGAUACUGAAUUAUUGUCAGUGUCUUCUAAAAAUGGAAGAGUACUACGAAGUUCUGGAGCAAACAACAGAUCUAAUUCAGCACCACCCAGGUCUGGCAAAGGCAUAUUACAUUCGAGGCAAAGCUAACGCAGAAGUCUGGAAUGAGGCUGAAGCGAAGGCAGAUUUUGACAAAGUCAAGGAAAUGGAUCCAACUAUGAGUCGUGUACUAAAAAAAGAAAUACAGUUGCUGGAGAAUAGAAUGCAAGAAAAGAGUGAGGAAGACAAGAUAAAGUACAAAAAUCUCUUCUCAUAG
Messenger RNA from Bombina bombina (fire-bellied toad), 1072 nucleotides. It is a transcript of the gene AIPL1, whose product is annotated as aryl hydrocarbon receptor interacting protein like 1. Lineage: Eukaryota; Metazoa; Chordata; Amphibia; Anura; Bombinatoridae. The transcript is spliced from 7 exons. Bases 86 to 1072 code for a protein of 328 amino acids. The record is from RefSeq and is a predicted model, not a curated record. Gene Ontology annotation, molecular function: peptidyl-prolyl cis-trans isomerase activity; protein binding.